AUGGGAAUACUUGUAUUGUAAAGAGAGUCAAGCUUAUUAGGGAAUGCUUUAAUUUCCUCAAAUCCAACCACAUUAUCUGAAUUAUUAGUAAAUCAGUUAAAUUAUAUCUUAUUAAAAUCUUUAACUUUAGAUACAAAUCAAAUAUUACCUAUUAGAUUAAAUAAACUAAAAUCAAAUCAUUAACCCUUUAUUUAAUUACUGAUGAUGGAAAUCGCUCAUAUUUAGUAGUAUAUACUAAUAAAAUCAUACAAGAUAAACUCUGAAAUAUAAUAGCUAAUCAUAUAUAUCUGA
Paramecium octaurelia is the source of this 291-nucleotide messenger RNA. Lineage: Eukaryota; Ciliophora; Oligohymenophorea; Peniculida; Parameciidae. The record is from the annotation of a GenBank genome assembly.